Molecule: messenger RNA, 1299 nt
Organism: Lodderomyces theae
Lineage: Eukaryota; Fungi; Ascomycota; Pichiomycetes; Serinales; Debaryomycetaceae
Exons: 1
Coding region: 1-1299 (432 amino acids)
Biological process (GO): rRNA methylation
Cellular component (GO): mitochondrion
Molecular function (GO): RNA methyltransferase activity; RNA binding
Source: RefSeq, a predicted model, not a curated record
AUGUAUUUGCAGUUUCAAGUACGAAGACACUUUUCGAAAUUCACGACACUAUACAAAAGCAAAGACGUUAAGCCGCUUUAUCGUCCUCAUCAUGCAAAUCCCAAGAAUGGAAUACGAUCAUUUGAAAAGAAUUUGCCUGCUGCCAAAAAGGAGUUAAAGCCAUGGGAACAAGAGGGAAUCAGUAAGGAUAGGUUUUUCAAGCGCAAGUAUGGACAUAUGCCUGACGAAAGGCGGAAAGCUUUGCAGGAGAAAGUUGCAAGGCAAAGAAGGUACAGGGAGAUGAAGAAGGCUCAUGAAAAACAAAAGUUGGAGUCAACAGAGGGGUUCAAAAGGUCAAGAGAAGAAAUCAACUACAACGGGCCAAGUGCUAAGGAGGUUAUGGAGAGUGGCACAAAUAGUGGAGGUUUGAGUACUUUUUUCGAAUUUGUCUAUGGUACUCAUCCUAUAAAAUCUGUCUUGCAAGCUCGCAAAAGACCAAUUUUGGGUCUUUACACAUUCAAUGCCGAUGAUGAUAAUGGAGUCAUCAAACAAGCCAAAAAAGAGUACGGUGUCAAGGUACAGCAAGUGAGGGACAAGAAUGCGUUAAAUAUAUUGUCCAAGAACGGAGUCCACAACGGUUUGGUAUUGAAAACGAAAGCUUUGGAUGUUCCUUAUAUCAAAAGCUGUGGCCAUGUAGAAAAUGGUAGUUACAAGAUCACGGUUGAAGAUGAAGAUGGGGUGGAUGUGGAAAAAGAAAGAUCUGUCUUGAGAAAGCAAGACGAGGAUGAGCUUUUUCCAUUGGCCUUAUACUUGGACGAAAUCACAGAUCCUCAGAACAUGGGUUCUAUCUUGAGAACUGCAUACUUCUUUGGUGUUGAUUUCAUUGUUAUACCAGACCACACUACUGCAAAAUUGGGCCCUGUGGCCAAUAAAGCCUCGUCCGGGGCGUUGGAUCUUAUUGAUAUUUACCAAACUGAUAGAAGCUUAAAGUUUAUUGACUCUGUACGUGAGAAUGGCUGGAAUGUAAUUAGCACAAGUGCAAAACCUGAUGAAUCAAAUCUUGAUGAGUUAAAAGAUAAGAAUUACAAGGUUGAAAUGAGCUUGAAGGAUAAAUUCAUUAACCUAGGGGAUUUGAAAACAGUAUUGAAGCGAACUCCAGUAAUGUUGGUUAUCGGUAGUGAGGGAAAGGGGGUGAGGACCAAUAUGAAGUUGAGAAGUGAUUUUCUUGUUGGAGUACAAAAGUACAGAGAAAAUGAUGACAUCGUGGACUCGUUAAACGUUGGAGUUGCAACUGGUGUUAUAAUCCAAAGCUGCUUGUGA